AUGGCGGAUGGCAAAAAAACCCCCCUUGGCCAGGCAGCAACCCGCCGCAGCUCCAGAGUAGCCUCUGCAUCCAAGAGAGAGGAGCCAGAGACGCCCAUGUCUAUGCCAAAGAGACAGGUAAACAUCAUGGUGGCCAUCCCAGUGAAAAAGGGCAGCCUCUCGGCCUCAGCCUCAGCCUCAACCACCUCGACCUCGGCCUCGUCCUCCACGGCCGGCCAGAGUCCCGUUGGGUACAGCACGCCCGCUACUACGGCCACUGCAACGCCGAACAAUGAGCCAGAGUCGAGCACUAGAGCCUCGAGAAGAGUCAAUGCUACUGCUCGUGCUCUAGAGUUGAGGAACAGCUCCCUCAGCUUGAACAGCAGGAAGAGAACAGCCAACGCCAGCAGCAGCAGACCAAAUACGAUUGACGAUGAGAAACUGGCUGCUGCACUCCAGGCUGAAGAGUACAAUGCCAGACCUACUGCGAAGAAACAGAAGAUCACCCGUGGCAGCUCAAAAGCUAGGCCUGUCAUACCUGAUUCUGAGUCUGACUCUGAGCAAGAGUCAGAGUCAGAGUCAGAGCCAGAGUCAGAUUCAGAAGAGUGGUUCAGCAUAAAUGAGGAGGUUAUCAAAAAUACUCCCAAGAAGCCAUCUAAGAGAACGGCCAGGGGCUAUCGAGAAGACUCACCCUCAGACGCCGACCAGAAUAGCGUGGUGGGCAUGGUGACUGACUCCAUGGACUCGAGCCAGCUGUCAGACAUAAGCUCAAUCUCAGACUCAGAAGACUCAGAUGAUUUAGCCCCGAGUUUAGACCGGAGUGCCCGCUUUCGUCGCCUGCAACGUUCAUUAGAAGCAAGCAAACCUACAAGGGCUCAGAAGGAACGGAUCAAGCUUGAGAGACAACAUCCCCAAAUUAUAGAUAUGUGGGAGAAGCUAGAUCAGAAACCUAUCCUGACGCCCCCUCCUGCUGCUCAGCCAGAAGGCAUUAAUAGGAAGUUGAAGCCCUUCCAGCUCGAGGGACUUAGCUGGAUGCUAGCCCAGGAGGAGUCGGAGUGGAAGGGAGGCUUGCUUGGAGACGAGAUGGGCAUGGGCAAAACUAUUCAGGCUGUCUCUCUGCUGAUGUCAGACUAUCCUGUUGGAAAGCCCUCGUUGGUCGUCGUCCCUCCUGUGGCCUUGAUGCAAUGGCAGGCCGAAAUAGAGUCCUAUACCGACGGCAAGCUGAAAGUGUUUGUCUACCAUAACGCCAAUUCCAAGGUCAAGGACGUCAAAGCUAAAGAACUCAAGACCUACGACGUCAUCAUGGUAUCAUAUUCCGGUUUAGAAUCAAUGUAUCGCAAGGAAACCAAGGGCUGGAAACGAGACGGUGGACUGGUUAAAGGCACCAGCAUGCUUCACUCCAUUGAAUUCCACCGCCUCAUCCUCGAUGAAGCCCAUAAUAUCAAGCAGCGUACCACCAGCGUGGCCAAGGCCUGCUUCGCGCUAAAGUCAACGUACAAGUGGUGUCUGUCUGGAACCCCCGUGCAGAAUCGAAUCGGCGAGUUCUUCUCUCUUCUUCGCUUCUUGGAAAUCAAACCGUUUGCAUGCUAUUUCUGCAAGAAUUGUCCCUGCGAGGCUCUCCAUUGGACGCAGGACACACAAAAGAAGUGCACUCUUUGCAAUCAUAGUGGAUUCAACCAUGUCUCCGUAUUCAACCAAGAGAUUCUCAACCCAAUUACCGAGACUCGAGGCAACGAUGAAAAGCGCAAGGACGCCUUGAAGAAACUGCGCCUUCUCACUGACAGAAUCAUGCUUCGACGAGUAAAGAGAGACCAUACUUCGUCCAUGGAACUUCCCCCAAAGAGAAUCGAAAUUCACCGCGAGUUCUUUGGAGAGAUAGAGCAAGAUUUCUCCCGAAGCAUCAUGACCAACACUACCCGCCAGUUCGACCGCUACGUCAGCCGCGGAGUCAUGCUCAACAACUAUGCCAAUAUUUUCGGCCUAAUCAUGCAGAUGCGCCAGGUAGCUAAUCAUCCAGACCUGAUCCUCAAGAAACACGCAGAAGGCGGCCAGAACAUCCUGGUCUGCUGCAUCUGCGACGAGCCCGCCGAGGAACCAAUUCGUUCCCGAUGUAAACACGAAUUCUGCCGCCAGUGCGCAAAGGAGUACAUGGCCUCGGUCCAGUACGGCUCCGAGCCAGACUGUCCACGCUGCCACCUGCCGCUCUCCAUCGACUUUGAACAGCCCGAUAUCGAACAAGAUGAAAGCGGCGUCAAGAAGAACUCCAUCAUCAACCGCAUCAAAAUGGAGAACUGGACCUCUUCAACCAAGAUCGAGAUGCUGGUCUUCGACCUGUGUCAACUACGAAACAAGAAACGCACCAACAAGUCCAUCGUCUUCUCGCAGUUCACCUCCAUGCUGCAGCUGGUUGAAUGGCGACUACACAGAGCAGGUAUCAGCACCGUCAUGCUAGACGGCAGCAUGUCGCCUGUCCAACGACAGCGGUCCAUCGACUAUUUCAUGAAAAACGUCGAUACAGAGGUAUUCCUCGUCUCUCUCAAGGCCGGUGGUGUCGCUCUCAACCUCACCGAAGCCUCACGGGUAUUCAUCGUCGAUCCAUGGUGGAACCCAGCUGCAGAAUGGCAAUCCGCCGACCGAUGCCAUCGAAUCGGCCAACGACGCCCCUGCGUGAUCACCCGUCUGUGCAUCGAAGAUUCCGUCGAGUCUCGCAUGGUCCUGCUGCAGGAGAAAAAAGCCAACAUGAUCAACGGCACGAUUAACAAGGACCAAAGCGAGGCGCUAGAGAGGUUGACGCCAGAGGACAUGCAGUUCCUCUUCCGCGGAAACUAAUCUCUCCCCAUAACCAAUUUAGAUGACUUUGUAUGUGUACAUAUAUGAAACUGAAACGUUUGAUAUGUUUGGUUCAGGAACAGCAAGCUUUAGGUUGUUCCUGAAAGUUGUCCACUCAACCUUGGGACCUGGCUAGAGGUGGCGAAGUCCAAACGUGGUGAAGUUGACCUGUUGAGCCCCUGAAGAGAAUGGCCGACCUGGUUAGUGAGGAUGGGCACGCCCGCCGUCGAUCAGCGGCAGCAAGUAGACACCGUGUCUAUCCCCCGAUAAGGUGCCAUGGCGGAGGGAUCAGGAUCAGACGGCUAGAUAGACGGGCUAGAUGAUGUAACUACCGCUGCUAGGUCCUCCAUUAGUCUCAAGUCCUGAUAGUUCCUGUUGUUAAGUCCAUCUUUUCAUCCCUUGAGAGCAGCCAAGAAGCAGUUCAGGAGAAUAACACGGGGUGGCCAGUGCGUCCUCACAUCCAACUAACGACUCCUCCUAACUGCGACUCCUUUGACAUCACCAACAUCCAUCGUGCAACGACAGGAAUAGCCACUCUUACGACUGCAGCUGAGCCACCCAACACUCAAUCGUCUAUCCAACAGAGUAACCUAACGCGCAAUGCGACGGCCAGCGGAUGACCCCGCCAGAAAAUUAUUCGACUCCAUCAGCCUGACACGCACCUCCUGUAACCACAGAAACCGCUGGCACCCUCUGCCGGCCUUCUUCUCAUUGCAUAUGCGCGCAGCCGGCAAACUAACUCGUAACGCGCAUGCACUUGCUCAU
Molecule: messenger RNA, 3573 nt
Organism: Trichophyton rubrum CBS 118892
Lineage: Eukaryota; Fungi; Ascomycota; Eurotiomycetes; Onygenales; Arthrodermataceae
Exons: 9
Coding region: 1-2808 (935 amino acids)
Molecular function (GO): metal ion binding; ATP-dependent chromatin remodeler activity; ATP binding
Source: RefSeq, a predicted model, not a curated record